AUGUCUAUCAUCACCACGCCAGUGCUCCAGAGUCUCUGGAUGGACGCACAGCGGGUCCCUCUAGAAUGGACCACAACCCGAUUUUGGGAGCACGUCUUCAACCGCAUUGUCUUUAACCGGGACCCAUGGGUGGUGUCGUCGCAGCAACCUCCGUCGCACGACGCGGGUGCUACUCGCCGAGUGGACUUGGUGGUGGAGCGAAUCGAUCCGGCGACAAACGCCCGCGGUACCGUCCUUUUCGUCGAAAUGAAGCGCACAUUGGCAACGCAGACUGAAUUGACCCAGUGCGAACACCAGGCUUACACAGCCGGAUGUGAAUAUUUCACAGAGACGGGCAUGGCCCAGGUCUGGGCGAUGACGUGCAUCGGCAGCCAGGCACGACUAUGGAUCUUUGAUGUUAAUGAAGGCUUUUUGGUCCCCUAUUUCCCGACGUCACACGGCAAAGCAGUGCGGGCAGAGUAUGUUGAAGUCUCCGGGCCGGGAGGCAUGCAACUUCUCAGCUGUCUCGAGUACAUUAAAAGGCAUCCAAUCCCGCCUGAGAGUCUCGUUACUGAGGUGCUUGCUUCCUCGAGCGACGAGUCAUCAAACGUCAUGGAAGAUAGCGAUUACGAGCCUGCGUCGCCGGAUAUGCCUUCUACUGCCUCUGCUCCUACGAUUCCUCUAUCCUCCGCUUCUCACGAAGGUGACACUGCCAUGGCGGAUGAUAGUGGCGGUUACGAAAACACACCGUACCCAUACUACGACUCCACGGCGCAAGAUCGGUACGGGACUGCGAAUGAGGAGUCUGCAACUACGGAUACCGCGGACACCAGAACAACAGCCGAAUCGGAGACGCAGCCGUGGUGCAAGAUCAACCUCCACAGAGUAUCGCAUCUUACCAGACGAGAUGAAUUUACCUUCACAACCGUCGAUGGAAAAGUUAAGUCGACGGACAGGGAUGAAUGGGCAAAAGCCAAUCAUAAAGGGAAAACGGCUUGGUAUCUUUGGCAUAAAGGCAACUAUUACUACUCGCGUGACCGACCCGGGUCGUGA
This is a messenger RNA of Sporothrix brasiliensis 5110, 1032 nucleotides long. RefSeq lists its product as uncharacterized. Lineage: Eukaryota; Fungi; Ascomycota; Sordariomycetes; Ophiostomatales; Ophiostomataceae. The transcript has a single exon. Bases 1 to 1032 code for a protein of 343 amino acids. The record is from RefSeq and is a predicted model, not a curated record.